GCUCCUCGAACCAACCCAACACAACACUUGCACUUGCACUACGUACUCUCAUUUCAUCCGCUCCCGGCCGGCAAUGGCGCCACCGCCAGUGAACUCCGGCGACGCCGCCGCCGCCGCCACGGGAGAGAAGAGCAAGCUCUCGCCGUCGGGCCUCCCCAUACGCGAGAUACCCGGCGGCUACGGCGUGCCCUUCUUCUCGCCGCUGCGCGACCGCCUCGACUACUUCUACUUCCAGGGCGCCGAGGAGUACUUCCGAUCACGCGUCGCCCGCCACGGCGGCGCCACCGUGCUCCGCGUCAACAUGCCGCCCGGCCCCUUCAUCUCCGGCAACCCCCGCGUCGUCGCCCUCCUCGACGCGCGCAGCUUCCGCGUCCUCCUCGACGACUCCAUGGUGGACAAGGCCGACACGCUCGACGGCACCUACAUGCCGUCGCGCGCGCUCUUCGGCGGCCACCGCCCGCUCGCCUUCCUCGACGCCGCCGACCCGCGCCACGCCAAGAUCAAGCGCGUCGUGAUGUCGCUCGCCGCCGCGCGGAUGCACCACGUCGCGCCGGCGUUCCGCGCCGCCUUUGCCGCCAUGUUCGACGCCGUCGAGGCCGGCCUCGGCGCCGCCGUCGAGUUCAACAAGCUCAACAUGAGGUACAUGCUCGACUUCACCUGCGCCGCGCUGUUCGGCGGCGAGCCGCCGAGCAAGGUGGUCGGCGACGGCGCCGUGACGAAGGCCAUGGCGUGGCUCGCGUUCCAGCUGCACCCGAUCGCGAGCAAGGUCGUCAAGCCAUGGCCGCUCGAGGAGCUACUCCUGCACACCUUCUCCCUGCCGCCGUUCCUGGUGCGGCGUGGCUACGCCGACCUGAAGGCGUACUUCGCCGACGCCGCCGCGGCCGUCCUCGACGACGCCGAGAAGAGCCACACGGGAAUCCCGCGCGACGAGCUCCUCGACAACCUUGUGUUCGUCGCCAUUUUCAACGCCUUCGGCGGCUUCAAGAUCUUCCUGCCACACAUCGUCAAGUGGCUCGCCCGCGCCGGCCCGGAGCUCCACGCCAAGCUUGCCACCGAGGUCCGCGCCACCGUGCCCACCGGCGAGGACGACGGCAUCACCCUCGCCGCCGUCGAGCGGAUGCCGCUGGUGAAGUCGGUGGUGUGGGAGGCGCUGCGCAUGAACCCGCCGGUGGAGUUCCAGUACGGCCACGCGCGGCGCGACAUGGUGGUCGAGAGCCACGACGCGGCGUACGAGGUGCGCAAGGGGGAGAUGCUGUUCGGCUACCAGCCGCUCGCCACCCGCGACGAGAAGGUGUUCGACCGCGCCGGCGAGUUCGUCGCCGACCGGUUCGUCGCCGGCGGCGCCGCCGGCGACCGGCCGCUGCUGGAGCACGUGGUGUGGUCGAACGGGCCGGAGACGAGGGCGCCAUCGGAGGGGAACAAGCAGUGCCCCGGGAAGGACAUGGUGGUGGCGGUGGGGCGGCUGAUGGUGGCGGAGCUGUUCCGGCGGUACGACACGUUCGCCGCCGACGUGGUGGAGGCGCCGGUGGAGCCGGUGGUGACGUUCACGUCGCUGACACGGGCGUCGUCGGGAUAGCACGCACGUCGACGUCACGUGCGCGCCGUGCUGUGAUUUAGUACUGUACUAGGUUGGUGGAUGUUUUAAUUGCGUGGUUAAUUAUUAAUCACGCAUAAAGUAUUAAUCAUGUUUUAUCAUCUAACAACAAUGAAAAUAUUAAUCAUAAAAAAAUACAUAUAAGACGAACAGUCAAACGUUAGAACGAAAAACUAGGGUUUGUCUUUUUUUUUAGGACGGAGGGAGUAGGUUGGUGGAUGCUUUAAUUGCGUGGUUAAUUAUUUGCAUGGAGUUCUUGAUUUGCCGGGGGACCGGGGUGGGGUGAAAGUGUUUGAAUUCAACUUUUGAUUUUAUGUAAAGUUUGAUGAAUUAAUUUGUUACAAAGGGAAAAUAAAUAAUGUAUAGAUAUGAUACUACUGCUAGUCUGCUAUGGUGGAUAUGUGAGUUGAUUUGUAAUCUGUCUAGUCUUAAACUAACACUCCCUCUAUUUCACAAUAUAUAACACUGUUGAUUUUUCUCAUAACAAUGUAGUAGUUCAUAGGCACUUGUUAAGGGAGAUUAUGGCAUUUGUUCCUCGGUGUGAGGAACCCUGUGCACCUCGAGAGUGGGAAAUUCCGGUGGGUUAUGGCACCCACCGGAAUAUGGAAAUUCUCCUCUAGGUGCAUGGAAAUUUUUCCUGUGAGUACCAUAUCUAGGGAAAUAUGGAUGGGAGGAUUUCUUCAUCCAUCGAGAGCAGGAACGGGUUGCUAUGCUACCCAACAGAGGCAGCCCGGUUGCCAUUCCUAAUCCACGUGUCCACAUCCCAUGUAUGUUUGAUGCUUUCGGAGGCGCAUGCAGAGUGGAUUGCAUGUUGUCGUGUGAGUGAAUUUUGUAAGCGAUUGCAUCCAAUGGUACUCUCUUAAGAAGAAGAAAUAAAAUCCUAUAAACCGAAAAGGCUUGAAAUU
This is a messenger RNA of Oryza sativa Japonica Group (Japanese rice), 2499 nucleotides long. Lineage: Eukaryota; Viridiplantae; Streptophyta; Magnoliopsida; Poales; Poaceae. The record is from RefSeq and is a predicted model, not a curated record.